This is a messenger RNA of Gekko japonicus, 1362 nucleotides long. It is a transcript of the gene NRBP2, whose product is annotated as nuclear receptor binding protein 2. Bases 1 to 1362 code for a protein of 453 amino acids. Gene Ontology annotation, cellular component: endomembrane system; cytoplasm. Gene Ontology annotation, biological process: protein phosphorylation; endoplasmic reticulum to Golgi vesicle-mediated transport; intracellular signal transduction. The transcript is spliced from 16 exons. Gene Ontology annotation, molecular function: protein serine/threonine kinase activity; ATP binding. The record is from RefSeq and is a predicted model, not a curated record. NCBI's taxonomy places the organism in Eukaryota, Metazoa, Chordata, Lepidosauria, Squamata, Gekkonidae.
AUGGCCGAGAGACUGAUUUUGGUCCCUGUCGCCUUGGCCGUCACACAGGUAAACCAGGGCAACAUGCCAGGCCUCCAGAAUACUUUCCUGGCCAUGGACACGGAGGAGGGCGUGGAGGUGGUGUGGAACGAGCUGCACUUUGCCGACCUGAAGGCCUUCAAGGCUCACGAGGAGAAGGUCAAGACGGUAUUUGAGCAGCUGGUGGUGGUCGACCAUCCCAACAUCGUGAAGGUUCACAAGUACUGGCUGGUGGUGAAGGACUCCAUGGCUCAGGUGAUCUUCAUCACAGAGUACGUCUCCUCCGGCAGCCUCAAGCAGUUCCUGAAGAAGACCAAGAAGAACCACAAAGCCAUGAAUGUCCGGGCGUGGCACCAAAUGGCUCUGUGUGGACUCUCUCCCCCCCCCUCCUGCAGCUACCUGCACGCCUGCGACCCUCCCAUAAUCCAUGGCAACCUCACCAGUGACACCAUCUUCAUCCAGCACAACGGGCUCAUCAAAAUCGGGUCAGUUUGGCACAGAAUCUUUGCCGAGGCCAUCCCGGCGGACCUCCGCAGCCCCAUCCGCGCUGGCCGAGAGGAGCCGCAGAACCUGCACUUCUUCCCUCCGGAGUAUGGCCGGGCGGCUGAUGGGACGGCCGUGGACAUCUUCUCCUUCGGGAUGUGUGCGCUGGAGAUGGCCGUGCUGGAGAUCCAAUCCAAUGGGGACGCCUGUGUGUCAGAGGAGGCCAUCGAGCGGGCCCGGCACUCCCUGGAUGACCCCAACAUGCGGGAGUUCAUCCUGAGCUGCCUCCUCCUGAACCCGGAGCAGCGGCCCUCGGCCCACAACCUGCUCUUCCACCGCGUCCUCUUUGAGGUCCAUUCCUUGAAGCUGCUGGCCGCCCACUGCUUCAUCAGCAACCAGUACCUGAUGCCGGAGAACGUGGUGGAGGAGAAGACCAAGAGCCUGGACCUCGACAUGGUGAUGGCGGAGAUGAGGCGCCAGGGCCGCCCGCCCGUGCAGUGGAGGUACUCGGAAGUCUCUUUCCUGGAGCUGGACAAGUUCUUGGAAGAUGUCAGGAACGGCAUCUACCCCUUGAUGAACUUUGCCACCACACGGCCCCACACCCUCCCACGGUCCGCCUCCCAAGCCCCCGAGGACCCGCAAAAGGCCGCCUUGACCCCCACCCCAGAGCCCUUCAGCGUGGAGACCAGGAAGGUGGCGCAGAUGCAGUGCAAUGUGGAGUGGAGCGAGGAGAAGGGCCAGUGGCACCUCACUCUCCUGCUGGUCCUGGAGGAUAAGCUCCAUCGACAGCUCAGCUACGACCUGCUGCCAAGUGAGUGUUGGACUCUUCCUUGCAGAGUGGCCAGGCCCCAAGAGGAAUAA